Varanus komodoensis (Komodo dragon) is the source of this 7749-nucleotide messenger RNA. It is a transcript of the gene POMGNT1, whose product is annotated as protein O-linked mannose N-acetylglucosaminyltransferase 1 (beta 1,2-). Lineage: Eukaryota; Metazoa; Chordata; Lepidosauria; Squamata; Varanidae. The transcript is spliced from 22 exons. Gene Ontology annotation, biological process: protein O-linked glycosylation via N-acetylgalactosamine. Gene Ontology annotation, cellular component: Golgi membrane. The coding region runs from base 509 to 2476 and encodes 655 amino acids. The record is from RefSeq and is a predicted model, not a curated record. Gene Ontology annotation, molecular function: beta-1,3-galactosyl-O-glycosyl-glycoprotein beta-1,3-N-acetylglucosaminyltransferase activity.
GUAUAUGCCGCGCCGGAAGCGGCGAGAGGCACGUCGGCUUCAGCCUGCAGAGGAUCCCUGUGACUGGUCAGAGCUGCCAGCGCCGCCGUGGUCCGGGCUCUGCGCGCUGCCGGGCUAUGAGCAGAGCUCUGGGCUCAGCUCCCUUUAAAGGCAGGCAGUAGGUAUGCCCCCUGGGAGUCGGCGUAUGUGUGCAAGCGCCUGAGCGAUUCCUUUGGAGAUCGGAGGCAAAACUCGAUGAUCCGUUUUGCAUCAUCACCAUCCACUCCCUUCUGUUGUUGUCGUCUGGGGUGGUUUCGGCUUCAGCCUUCCUAACGCGCUUCCUCGGACGCUGCUGGAGAGCAAGCUUGUCUACUCCGUUUGCUCUUAUUAACGGGCUUAAGAAGAUCUCUAUUCUCAGGUGACGUGCUUGAGCUUUAUUGUUGCAGUAAUAAAGCGUAAAUAGAGAAGAGUGGGUGCUGAGAGUGACCUCAUGUAGCUAGCCGGCUGUGGCUGCUUUGCCCUUACUGUAAUGGAUGAGUGGAAACCCAACCCACCGGCCAAGCCAUGGAAGAAGCGCAGCUGGUACCUGGCCUGGAAAUACAAGAUGACAAACCAGAGGGCACUAAGAAGGCUGUGUCAGAUGGGGGCUAUCCUCUUCUUGCUGGUGACUGUCAUAGUGAACAUAAAGUUAAUCUUGGACACUAGAAGAGCAGCCAGUUUAGAGGAGGAAUCUGCUCAGGAUUAUGAUGAAGGCUUGCAGAACCUUGAGAUUCCACGCCGGCCUGUCAAUAGUAGGAAAGUUCUGGAUAUUGAGGUGUACUCCAGCCGCUCCAAGGUGUACGUGGCAGUGGAUGGGACAACGGUUUUGGAAGAUGAAGCCCGGGAGCAAGGCAGAGGCAUCCAUGUGAUCGUCUUAAAUCAGGCUACGGGUCAUGUGAUGGCAAAGCGGGUUUUUGACACCUACUCUCCACAUGAGGAUGAAGCCAUGGUUCUCUUCCUCAACAUGGUUGCCAGAGGCCGCAUCCUUAUUUUCACCAUUAAGGAUGAGGGCUCUUUCCACCUCAAAGACACAGCCAAGAAUCUCCUGAAGAGCUUGGGGAGCCAGGUUGCAGCUUCCCUCAGCUGGAGGGACAUGUGGACCUUUGUGGGAAAGAAAGGAGGUGAGGUCUAUGGUGAGAAACAUGCCAAGUCUCCGGUGCUGUCGUCAUGGGGCGAGCCAGUCUUGCUGAAAACUGAAGUCCAGCUAACCUCUGUGGAAGAUGCAGAAUGCCACUGGCCUGAUACAGAGCUGAACCGAAGGAGGAAACGCUUCUGUAGUAAGGUGGAAGGUUAUGGCAGCGUCUGCAGUUGCAAGGAUCCCACCCCUAUAGAGUUCAAUCCUGAUCCACUCAAGGACAACAAGGUUUUUGAUGUACCUGUUGCCGUCAUUGCAGGGAACAGACCCAACUACUUGUACAGGAUGCUGCGGUCUCUGCUGUCAGCACAAGGGGUCAAUCCUCAGAUGAUAACAGUCUUCAUUGAUGGGUAUUAUGAGGAGCCUAUGGAUGUGGUAGAAUUAUUUGGCCUAAAGGGAAUCCAGCACACCCCCAUCAGUAUUAAAAAUGCCAGAGUUUCCCAGCACUACAAGGCCAGUCUGACUGCAACAUUCAACUUGCAUCCGGAUGCCAAAUUUGCUGUGGUGCUGGAGGAGGACUUGGACAUCUCCAUUGAUUUCUUCAGCUUCCUAAGCCAGGCCAUCUAUUUGCUGGAGGAAGAUGAUAGUUUGUACUGCAUCUCGGCCUGGAAUGACCAGGGUUAUGAGCACACAGCUGAGGACCCCUCUCUCCUGUAUCGUGUGGAGACCAUGCCAGGCUUGGGCUGGGUGCUGAGGAAAACUCUUUACAAGGAUGAGUUGGAGCCCAAAUGGCCAGCACCAGAGAAGCUCUGGGACUGGGACAUGUGGAUGCGAAUGCCAGAGCAGCGCAAAGGCCGCGAAUGCCUCAUCCCGGAUGUCUCACGUUCGUACCACUUUGGCAUUGUUGGUCUUAACAUGAACGGCUACUUCCAUGAAGCCUAUUUCAAAAAGCACAAGUUCAACACUGUUCCCAAUGUACAACUUAAGAAUGUGGAGAGCUUAAAGAAAGAUGCAUACGAGAUUGAAAUCCAUCGGCUGCUCAGUGAGGCAGAAGUUCUGGAUCAUAGCAAAAACCCCUGUGAAGAUUCCUUUGUACCAGACACAGAAGGGAAGAUAUAUGUGAUGUACAUCAAGAUGGAGCAAGAAGGAGAUUUCACCACAUGGACUCAGCUUGCCAAGUGCCUCCAUAUCUGGGAUCUGGAUGUCCGUGGGAAUCACAAAGGGCUAUGGCGUCUCUUUCGGAAAAAGAAUCACUUCCUGGUAGUAGGAGUCCCUGCCUCUCCAUAUUCAAUCAAGAAACCCUCUUCAGUCACCCCAAUAUACAUGGAGCCCCAAGCUAAGGAUGAGGCUGUGGGAGCCGUCGCUGGAGCAGAGCAAACGUGAAACAGGGCCUGGAAUGCUUUCCAUAUCACCUUCCCAGCCUGUUGGGAAGAGGGGCACAGGAAGCCUUGGAGCUCCGUGAGAUCCGCGUGCUGCUCUUUUCUCCAAAGGACUUGGGAACAGGGCAAGGCAAAAGGGAGCUGCCCCCUGCCCUGAGGCCGCUGCUGAGUGGAUAUGUUGCCCUGGGAAGUCAUGAGCAGGCACCUUUUAAUAUUUUUGUAAGCCGCUGCAACCAUGUGAAUGUUUCAUUUUUUAACACUGACGCUUUUAAUACUAAUUGUGGCCACCCUUUCCCCAAAUUGGGGACUGAGCCAGCAGGAGCUGUAGGAAACAGGUUGGUUUCCUUGAGGAGCUGUUCCCACACCACUACUUGAGGACUCACUUUUUAUUUAUUAACUGUGUGUGUCAGUCAGCAUCCUUCCAAAGGCUGUUGCUCUCUUUUAUACUUCUGGUGUUUUUCAAAUGGGUUAUUCCAGUGAGAAUCUAAUCCCUUGAAAGCAUGUGGGGGCCACUCUUCGGACAGGAACUAACCCCACCAUGGCCUGCCAAACAGCUGCAGAGCAGACGGUGCACCUGCAAACAACAGAUGGUGUUGUGCCAGAGAUGGAAGCUUGGAUAUGGCUUGGCUUGCUGGAAAGAAGGAUGCAACCCACAAAUGAACUGCAUGUAUCAGUACUGUGGACUAAUCCUGGAUGGCUGGGCUCAGAGUUCUCUCCCUCCUUUCUGCCCACCCCUCCUCCCAGUUGAUAGGGAUUACCAUGCAAGAAGGUAAUCCCAGCUUUGGUGGCCUCCCUGUGGGUUCCCCUGGUUUGAAGGCCACGCUUUUUGGCUGAAACUUUCACCGAGAGCCAGACUAGAGCGCAGUGCUCGGUAGUGCUGCUGUUCUAUAGCUGCAGCACAUCUUCUACAAAGCCCCAUAAAGAGUCAAGUGGGUGCAAAAAGUGCCUUGAGUUGAGGGUGUUUUAGCCUAGGAGGCCUUUGUGUUUGCUGGCUCAUUACGGUAGAGAUGGAGUGAACCAGACCUUAAUUCUGCCGCUCCUUUUGAAAGAAGGCUGCUGUAGGCUCACAAACCCAAGCCCAGGAAUGACAUUGUCCCCCACCUGGUCUCCUGUGGGGAGAGCUGGGGCAGCAGCUCCCCAUGACAGGCUGUUUGUACCAGCAAACUAGGCCAUGCCUGCCAGAGAAGCUCGCUCCUGCCCUGCCUCCUGUGUUGCUGACAGGACCUGGGUCUUGUUCUACCACAUUUUAAGCUGGUCCUCUUCUGUUGAGGCCCCAGUGGCUGAAGCACUUUGCUCAGAAGGAAGAGCUACAGGAGCUUCUAUGCCAACCUUUCCCAACCUGGUGGCCUUCUGUUGUAUGGGACUAUAACUUUGUAAUGCCCCAGCCAUCUGAUUGGGGAUUAUUAGGGUUGCAAUCUUACAGAUUUUGGGCAGAGCCAGGCUGGGAAGUGUUGAAUGCCCUCGGGGAGGAUUUGAUGAUAAGAGUCCUUCUGCAACUGGGUGGAGCUGGCAGAGAGCAGAGGAAGGUCAGCAAUUCAGGGAUAAAGAGGGAAUUGUGUUUUCCUCUUCCACAUCCUGUGCCUUAUAAGGUGAGGAGGGGCCUUGGGUCCAGAUAGAAUGUAACUUUCAAUCGAAUGUGUCAAUGAAAAGGAGUGCUGCCACUUCGAUGGUUAGGUAGGUUGUGGUUCCUCUUCUUUUUCCUUACUCUCCACCUCCACACUAAUCAGAUGCAUAGAAGAGUUGGCUGAUGCCAUCUGGGAAUCUUUAAGGACAAGAAGGGAGGUUGCAUGGAGAGGAAGCAGGGCAAGAAGGUAGAGAGCACAGUAGUUUAUCUGAGAAAAAAAGCAGCUGUGAGUCCCAUCAGCAAGACACCAUUCUUGUCCACCUCUCUCCCUCAGCUAGGUUUCUCUCUCAAAUUGUGAAUGUCUUGCUUCACACGGGCAAGCUUGAACUUAAAAAAGCAAACGGACUCACUCUGUUUUUGUCCAUACAUGAGCUGGAGACCACAGAGGAUUGUUGGGGUCCUGGAUGGAGCCAUUGCUUGAGUCAGAUGGACAGCAGUGCCAGCCAAGUCACCUGGAUGUGAACUGGUGAUAGUUACAGAGUGCUGCAGCAGCUGCACAAUCUCAUUUGGAAGGGAGAGGGCAGACUAUGCAGUAUUUCUGCCUCCCGUGGCCCUUGCUGUUGGCCUGGAUUGACGUAUGCAAUACAGGGGGCUGUCCUCCCACCUCUGGAUGAGUGUGGCCCAGAGAGAGAACACAGCAGCACACACCUGGGAAGAAAAGCUUGUGCUGCCGCUUUGUUAAUAGCUGGCCUUCAGACUGUCUGUGGCCACUCCCCUGUCACUCUCCCAAGUACACAGAGGAUGAAACCUAGGGCUGCUGUACACAUUUGGAAAAGAAAGGCUCCCCAUUUCCCCAUAGUCUCUCUCUCUCAUGGCCCUUCUCAGCCUUGGGCCUUGCAGGUGUUUCAGACUUCAGCUCUCUGCAGCCCCAGCCAGCAUGGCCAAUGGUCAAGAAUGCUGGGAGCUCUCGUUCUUAACAUCUGAAGGGCCCCAAGUUGAGGCAAGUGCUGUAAAGUGGAGGGGAGAUGCUCAGGAAAUGUAGCUCAGCAAGCUUUGGCAGAAGUUUAUCGUGUGCAGCUUUUAGGCAGACGAACUCACACAGCAAAGCUUUUUGUUACACAAUGCAUAGUGGCCUGAUAAAAAUUCUUGCCUUUUUGCUGGCAUACGAAAAGGCUCUCAUUCUGAAACUAUCAGUGCAUUUGUCAUUUUGUGGCAAAACAAUAUGAGACAUCCUUUUUGGGGGGGAGGGGGUGGCGACAGGUACACCAUCGCAUUGCAAUCAUAUGCCACUCUUAGGCUUUUGAGGAUGGAACAACUUCUCAGCCUAAGUCUGAGAAACCUGCCACUCCUGUAGAAAAACACAGCAUUUCCUUUCCUUCCAUGUUUGAUACCCAGAAUAGUUAGGGCUUUUAAGCUGGCUUGUUCCUUGGUUGAAUAUAAAGAGUUGAAGCAUCUAAUCAUCAUCACCAGAGGACCUAAAGGCUUCUUAUGUGACAGUUUGUGUUAGGAGCUCUGUGCAUCUUACUCAUUUACAAAAGCUGAGUUUAUUUCAGAUAGAGCUCUGCAGUCUCGAAAAGCUUCCACAGGAAAGAGAGAGAAGAGUGCAUUUCAGAGUUGAGGGCAGGGGGAAUCCUCAGGAAUUCAAGGCUUCUGCAUACUGAAAAUGUUUUGUCGUAUGUUCUUCCUUCCUAAAGCUCUAAAGGCCAUUGCCUCCUAAAUCUCUGAUGAACAGUGUAUGCCACCUACACACUUCAUCUGUGGAUUUCGAGAGGGGCAGUUUAUGUUUGCUUUUCAAUUCUUGCUCAUCAAGUGUGAAAAAUCAGGUCACUUUAUACAGCUGUUUUAUCAUAGUGACAAUCAAUGAUCAGAAAAGUCCUCUACUCUUUGCUUGCCUACAUCUUAUGACAUUAACAAAUAGGCACAAGUCCUUCCCUGCUUGACCAGAUGCAAAAGACCUUAUAGUGAUGGUGGCAUCAGAGGUACCAUGGAAACAUCAUCUUCCAGGAUGUGCAAAUGUAUGCAAACAUUGUGAAAAUUUGACUAUUUGAGAUCUUGGUUUGAGAUAACUAUUCCUCUCAGUCAAAACAGGCAAUUUAGUUUUGCAAAUGAAUACAGAAAACUUUUUGCUGUCUUUAAUGUACUGAUAUCUCAAAGAACAGUUAGAGCAAAUGACCAAGAAGCUACUUGCUCUGGAAAAAAAUGUCCCUGCCAAGUAGUUUAGGGCAAUUGAUGGGACAGGGGGUGCAAGAAAAUUUCAGCAAUAUUUUAUAUCUGUUAGUCAGUUUUCCUUGUGUUAACCUUAGAUUUUUUCUCUUGCCAAAAGUGCAUCUUCAUAAGGUUCCUUGUAGGAAUAUUUGUAUGAUGCUUUCAAACUGAGGUUUGGAAAGACAGAAUCUAAAAUACUUUCAUUGUUAAGGUACAGUCCAGCUCCAUUUAAAUUAGUGGAGGUUUUGACUUCCAUGGAAGGCAUCUUUCAACACAAAGCACUGCUGAAAUGGACAAGCGGGGGGUUUGCACCUAACUGGGAUUGGUUUCCAGCGGACCAAGCAUGCCUCUCUCUGGAUUGCACUGGCAACCUAUGCAUGCUCAUUCUCAUAAAUGCCACUGACGUGAGUGGGGCUUUGAGUAACCAUACUUGGAAAUGGGCUUUAAGCACGAACCAAAUGGAAUAAAACUGGCUGACUUUCCAUUCAGCCUCCAAUUCCCAUUUGAAAAUGAACCAAAUACAUUAUUGCAUCCCAUUAAUAAAGAUAACCUCUUACUACCCUUGCCAAACUUUGCAAAGAAAUCCAGGGAUCACAUACCCCUUACCUCAUUAUUUGUGAGCUAUGCAGAAAAUGGCAUUUAAAAUUUCAUUGACUACUAUUCCCUUGUAGUGUAAUUUGGCCAAAAGUCGUCUUCAUUUUGCUGUUGGAGACAGAAUCCUUAAUGAGAUGUGCUUCAUUUAAUCCAAGCAAGACCAAGGAUUAGUAGGGGCUUACCUGUGAAUUUUUCAAACCUGAAUGACAGCUGCUUUUGGAUUUUAAUUUUAAAUGAAAGGAAGAUAAAAUGAGUUCUGUCUUUGAGGUGCUAGCAUGAUCUGGACAUACAGUUACCUAGGACAGUGUGGAAGCUUCUGAUCAAGUUAUCUAAUUGCUGUGCCACUUCCUAUAUGUUUCUGUUAGCCAAGCUAUCAUUGCAGAGCACAAUACUGGAAUGCAGAGGUUCAUUCCUAUGCCUGUUUAGGCAGAAAAAGAUCCCACAACCUCCAGCAUGGCUGGCUGGGGAAUGCAGAAGGCUGUAGGACUUUUUCAGUAUAAACACACAUGGGAUUAUACUCCUAGUCUGCCAUUCCCUACAGUCCCUGAUUCUGGUAUGGUACACUGGGCUCCGCAGUGGCAGCUGGUUCAGCCUGAUGUAACUAUCCUGUUUAAAAGAUGCUGUCAGGAACAGACUUAACAGUUCUUGCUGCCUUUUGGUUUCCACUUGUUCUUUGCUCUCUCUCCUUUAUCUCCCCCUCCCCCUUUUAGUGCAGCCCUUUUUAUACUUAAGCAAAGAACGGAAUAGCUUCCUGGGCUGUGUGCUCCUUGAGAUCAUUGGCAGGAGUCCUUUCUUGCAUGCAGCUGGGGUGGGAGCAGGGUCUGCAUGCAGUAGGGUUGGCUGCUUUUUGGGAUCCAGUUGUCUUGAGUGUAUGUACGUGUGUUCCAGAAAUAAAGGUGGGAUAAGUUGUUGCA